AUGACAGUGCAACUAUUGGUUGUGAGUGGCAACCUCGAUCAUCAAAACUGUGUUAGUGUGGCUAAGCCAUCACGAAUCCAGUUUAUUAACAACCCUGUGGUCCGUGGUGCACUUGCAGCUAACCCAGCUACAUCAACCAACGCUCUCGUCGUACAGCUUCGACACCACCUAAUAGUUGCACUGUCAUACUGUAAUAAACGAAACGCCCCCCCCCCCGUCUGUUGA
Molecule: messenger RNA, 225 nt
Organism: Plasmopara halstedii
Lineage: Eukaryota; Oomycota; Peronosporomycetes; Peronosporales; Peronosporaceae
Exons: 2
Coding region: 1-225 (74 amino acids)
Source: RefSeq, a predicted model, not a curated record